AUGGCGGGGGAGCACCACGACACCGCGGCGUCUGACGCUGAGGAAAAUGACGCUGGGGCCAAAUUUGCCUUUUCAGAGGGCACUGGAGCUCCGCUUGUCCAAUUGCCCGCAGUGCAGGCUGUGGGCAACCGUGGCGCGGCGUGCAAGCAGCUCGAGGCCAGGUUAGAGUCGUUGCAUAGACUGGUCUUUGGACGUGCUGGAAGGGCUGGCGAGCGGCGCCGGGCGUUGGAGGCAUUUUGUGGCUUUCCAGAGGCGAUGCGAGAGAGCAUCUCGGAGCGGGUACACAAGCUGAAGAAGGACAAGCUGCGAGGGCUCAUUCAAGCCCUUGGCAUGCCUGUUCACAUCUCUAAUGCGCAUGCGCAGGUGGCGGAUGGUGUGACGGCGUUUUUAAUGCAACCGCGGGUGGCCGAAGCGAAACUGCGGACACCCCGAAAAACGUCUCGACCACAAAAGAAGGCCGUAAAACGGGGGCGCGCGGCAGCGAGUGAAAGUGCUGAGCCCGACGUAUCGCUAAAACGGAACGUUGGCCCGGCAAGGACGGAAGAUGCAGAAGUCAAGGGAACGCCGAAGCGCACAAAGAAGGAAGUGCCCGUGGCGGAGAGAGCAUCCUCGGCGCAGCCCCCGAGCGAUGACGCCAUUCGUGUUGCGGUGUACAAGCGGGUUCUCUCCACACCGCGGGAGGAGCGGAGCAAGCUCACCACCAAGGCACUGCGUUUGGAGCUGGAGCAGCUCUUUGGUGAUCUGGAGGCACGCAAGGCGGUCAUCAAGGAGUCGGCGUCGGAGUGUGUCUCAGCGUUGGUUGCAGCAGAGGAGGCGGCAUCGGCAGUGGCGGCGGCAACUACUGUUUCUCUUUCUUCUGCCGCUACUGUUGGGACCACAGCGGCUGUUGUGGGUCGCAACAGUGGCGACCACACAGUGGAGCCUUCUCCCGCCCCGCAUCCACCCCAAGUGGUGGAUUCGUCCACGUUGGGUGACUCUCGCAGUCAGGCCCCACCGCCGCGGACACCAGAUGGGUCCAUCGCGCUGCAUGCAUCCGUGCCAACCUUUCCUGCCCACCCGUCCACAACAGUACCGGUCGUUUCCAUCCCGCCUCACCUACCAGCAGGGGAACCUGUUUUGUGA
Trypanosoma rangeli is the source of this 1122-nucleotide messenger RNA. Its product is annotated as putative regulatory subunit of protein kinase a-like protein. Gene Ontology annotation, biological process: regulation of double-strand break repair; chromatin organization. Gene Ontology annotation, molecular function: DNA binding; histone binding. The transcript has a single exon. NCBI's taxonomy places the organism in Eukaryota, Euglenozoa, Kinetoplastea, Trypanosomatida, Trypanosomatidae. The record is from RefSeq and is a predicted model, not a curated record. Gene Ontology annotation, cellular component: nucleus. The coding region runs from base 1 to 1122 and encodes 373 amino acids.